CUUACUUUUUCAUAAAUAAAUUUGGAAAUAAUAUCCAUUUUCAUGUUGGACAUUUCACUCUCCUCUUUUUCUUCGUCCUCCGAUGAAGAGGAAGCCCCCGCCAGGAGAAUAAGAUUUAUAAGGGAUAGAAACAAUCCUUUUCAAAUAUACGAUGAUAUCGAUUUCAAAAUGAGGUACAGGUUUUCGAAGCCAAUAGUACAAAAUUUGCUCCAUAUGUUUGGACAUUUAAUAGAACCGAAAACCAAGAGGAACAAAAGUAUUGAUGGCCUAACCCAGCUUCUAAUAACUCUUCGGUUCUAUGCAACUGGAACAUAUCAAAGAGUUAUUGGAGAUCAUAUCAACGUAAAUCAGAGUACUGCCUGUCGUGUGAUAAAUAGAGUCACCAGACAUCUUGCUCGUCAAAGGCCAAAUUUUAUAAACAUGCCCAAGAACCAAGACGACAUUUUACAAGUCUGUAGAGGCUUUUACAGAAUCAGAGGGUUUCCUAAAGUGAUUGGAGCUAUAGAUUGCACACACAUCAAGAUACAGUCUCCUGGUGGAAAUAAUGCUGAGCUAUAUAGAAAUAGAAAAGGCUUCUUUUCUAUUAAUGUGCAAGCCAUAUGUGAUGCCACAUUAAAAAUCAGGCACAUAAUAAGUAGAUGGCCAGGAUCUGUUCAUGACAGUACUAUUUUCAAUGAUAGUCCAUUAAUCCCGGAAUUUGAAGCUGACCAAUACGGAGCAGGAACUUAUUUAUUGGGGGACUCUGGAUAUGCUUGUAAGAAAUAUCUCUUAACCCCUUUCUUGAAUCCCCGAACGCCCGCAGAAGAACGAUACAACAGGUCACAUGUGGCAACAAGGAAUACGAUCGAAAGAACAUUCGGUGUGUUAAAAAGAAGGUUUCCUUGUCUCUUUUUAGGCUUGAGAAAUACUGUUCACGUAUGUUUGAUGAUAAUAGUUGCAUGCGCGGUCUUACACAAUAUUGCCAUUGAUUCAAAUGACCAUUUAAACGAAUUUUUUGAAAAUCAAGGCAGAGCUGAAGACAUACCGAUCGCAGAAGGUUACCGGAAUGAAAAUACAUCCAUUAGAACUGCUCUAGUUAAUACUACUUUCAGUUAA
Photinus pyralis (common eastern firefly) is the source of this 1095-nucleotide messenger RNA. Its product is annotated as putative nuclease HARBI1. The transcript has 2 exons. The record is from RefSeq and is a predicted model, not a curated record. Lineage: Eukaryota; Metazoa; Arthropoda; Insecta; Coleoptera; Lampyridae. The coding region runs from base 43 to 1095 and encodes 350 amino acids.